This is a messenger RNA of Pestalotiopsis fici W106-1, 978 nucleotides long. RefSeq lists its product as uncharacterized. Gene Ontology annotation, cellular component: Slx1-Slx4 complex. Gene Ontology annotation, biological process: double-strand break repair via homologous recombination. The transcript has 2 exons. The record is from RefSeq and is a predicted model, not a curated record. The coding region runs from base 1 to 978 and encodes 325 amino acids. Lineage: Eukaryota; Fungi; Ascomycota; Sordariomycetes; Amphisphaeriales; Sporocadaceae. Gene Ontology annotation, molecular function: 5'-flap endonuclease activity; crossover junction DNA endonuclease activity.
AUGCCUGUGCAAGCCAAACCCAUCCCACCUCUAUAUACCGUCUAUAUACUACGGUCCACAGUUCGUCACUCGUCUCUCUACAUCGGCAGCACUCCUCAUCCGCCUCGCCGGCUGAAGCAGCAUAAUGGCCAAGCCAAAGGGGGCGCUGCCCGGACGUCGCGCAAUACCUUGCGACCGUGGGAGAUGGUCGGUCUUGUGUCGGGCUUCCCUGGAUCAGUUGCGGCACUGAAGUUUGAGUGGGCCUUGACAAAUCCGCAUCUGUCUCUCCACAUACCUUCUGGCUCGCGCAUCACGAUCGCGACGCAGAAGAAGCGCAACGGCCAUGCGAAACGACCUCGGCACAGUCUGACCUCCAUCCUCUCAAAUCUGCACUUAUUGCUGCGAGUCCCCAGUUUUGCUAGGUGGCCCCUUACUCUUCACUUCUUUGCGCCAGAUGCGUAUAACGCAUGGAACAAAUGGUGCUCGACUGCCAGUGAGCCAUUGCGAAAGAGCUUAGAGGUUUUUCCUGACUUUGAGCCCGCCAGAGCUACCUUGAAUAACUCUGAGCCCACGAUGCAGCAAUCUCGGUCGUCCAAAGUUGAAACAGAAUCCUGGGGUAUCCACGCCCUUCCACUGGAUUAUACACCGCUGAAGGAGUACGUCACCAAGACCAAGUCUAUCUUCAAAUCCGAACGAGAAGGCAAUUGCAUUAUCUGCAAUGAAAAUCUGGCGCCCGGCGAGGGACUGUAUGCCGUCUGCUAUAACGAAGGCUGCGAAGGUGUCGGGCACGUGACCUGCUGGAGUCGACAUCUUCUGGGCAAGGAGCAAGGUGAACACGUAGUGCCGGUGUCUGGCCACUGCCCAAAGUGCCACGGCAAUCUGGUCUGGGGUGACAUGAUGAAGGAAAUGACUCUACGUCUGCGCGGACAAAAAGACGUCGCAAAGCUACUCAAGAAGCCCCGGAAGCGCAAGGCAGCAGAGUCCAGUGAUGAAGACUGA